AUGAAGGUGAUAGAAUUAAUACUUGGUAGUGGAGCAACUACUUCAGGCUUGUAGGAAAUAAAUGCAGUAAACAAAACUGGUUUCACUGCCCUGGAUGUCCAUCAGAUGUUUCCUAGUGAGGCAGGUGAAGAAAUCAAGGAAAUUCUUCGACAAGCUGGAGCAGUGAGUGCUAGAGAUGUUAUAAACUCUCCGAUUCCUUCCCGCGAAUCUCAUGAUCAAGAACCAGACCACCCAAGAACACGACAGAGAUGUCAAUGGCUGACUGAUAACUUGGUAGAGUAUUUCAAGUUUAAGAAAGGCCGAGAUCCCAGCGAAGCUCACGGCUCUUCAUUAAUCAUUGCUGUUCUGGUCACCACUGCGACCUUUCACGUUGGACUCAGCCCUCCAGGGGGAACUUGUCAAGAUAGUUAUUUUCCGAACCCGAACAAUGGGACCAGUGGCGGUGAAGCACACAUAGCAGGGACCUCCAUCAUGGGGACUAACAGUGAAGUUACUUUUGCAUUAUUCAUGGUUUUCAACUCGAUGGAUUUUUCAAUGUCGCUUUCCAUGAUCAACAUCCUCACAAGCAAAUUCCCCCUGCAAUUUGAGCUCCAGAUUUGUUUGGUUGCACUGUUUUUCACUUACAAUACCGCAAUGACUUGCAUUGCACCGAGUAGCAUAAGAGACAUCACCAUUAUAAUGAAAUCAGUGCUUUCGUCAAUCAUACUGACAUUAACAUCUGCCGAAAAAUAUUGUCUUGGAAAUUAUCCUCAAAGCUCAGCCUGGCCCGCCCCAAGUACACAUCUAAGCACACUGCAAACUCGAGCAGAACUCGUGGAAAACCUGAAAACAACAUAGAAGGAAAGACAAAGAUUAAUGCAAAUGACAUCUGUUACCAUUCUUGAAGAUCACAUUUGCAAACAUAUCCCAUUUGGCCACACAUCAUACAGAGAGGUUACUUUUCCUACAUCAGUUUCAGGUAUUAGAUUGCAUCCUUCGGAUACAUGACUGUAUAUGUAACUUUCAUAUGCAUAGUUGUAACACUCCUUACCCGAGACUGUUGUCAGAAUCGAGCACGAGGCAUUACUAAACUUAAUCUAUCACUUAAAUAGUUUUAAAUUGUUUAUUUAAGCAUUUCGG
This is a messenger RNA of Gossypium arboreum, 1119 nucleotides long. RefSeq lists its product as uncharacterized. Gene Ontology annotation, cellular component: plasma membrane. Gene Ontology annotation, molecular function: protein phosphatase regulator activity; protein phosphatase 1 binding. NCBI's taxonomy places the organism in Eukaryota, Viridiplantae, Streptophyta, Magnoliopsida, Malvales, Malvaceae. The record is from RefSeq and is a predicted model, not a curated record.